AUGUCGAAGAUCUACCUGCACUAUGAAGGAGAGCGGGGCCCCGACCACACGUUCAUUUGGCGCAAGGCAGGCGGCCUGCCCUUCAUUGGCCGCGAUCUGGGGGAGGCUCUUUCGGGAUUUGUCGAGAGCUACGGCAAGAAACACGGGCGAGAGGCGUACGACCAAGGCAAGGGCAUGGACGCCUCCCGGCUCCGGCUCGUGGCCGACCCCCCGGACCCGUUGGGGGCGGCAGCAACGGCAGCGAAGGCGGUUGUUCUUGACGUCACCUCGAACGCAGCGGUGGACCGGGCCAUAGUGCACACGGGAUGCGACAUCAGGGUCGAGGAGGGACCUACGGGAGACGAGAACGGCAAAGUGAAGGAGCAGAAGUCGGCGGGCGGUGGUGCGACAAGCGUAGGGGCGCCGGCGCCGGCCGCGGCGGCGCCGGCGCCGGUAGCAGAGGGCGUAGCGGCAGCGAAGGCGGGACCGAACGUGGCUGCGAGGGCCAAGAAGCUGGCCAUCAAGGCGGAGAAGAUGAUGGCUCGGAAAAACCUUCGCGGUGCAAGGGACGUGGCCAAAGAGGCUCUUGAGGCCGAUCCCAGGAACGCAAGGGCGCUGAGAUGCCUGGCGGACACUUACUACAAGGCCGGCCUCAUUGACGAGGCUUUCGCUGCCACCAAGGAGUGCUGCUCAAAGGCAAGCGACGGCGGAUCUCCGGCCGACUUCCUUUUGGCCGGAAGGUGCCUCACGCAGUUAGAGAGGUACCACGAAGCCACCACAGCCCUUGGCAGAGCCCGGACCGCGGGUCAGGGAGGCCUUGUCGAUGAUGCCGAUGCUGCCUUGGCUUUCUGCCGGUUCAAGAUGGGGGACGCCCCCGGCGCUGGAAACAUGUACAUGGAGGUGCUGCAGAGGACCGGCGAGAAACACAUCGAGUCGCUGGUGGGCUACGGACGCCUCGCGCUCUUGUUCAAACAGACGGACAAAGGUGUGCCUUCGCUGCUCAGGGCUAUCAUGUCGGACCAGGACAACAAAGAGACGAGGAAGGUCUUGGCGGGUUCGCUCGGCAUCCCGGAGGGCAUGAAAGCGUUCAAGGCUCAGGUGGUGCCUUCGAAAGAGACUUCGUCGGUCUACUCGUUCCUCGCCACGGUUACCAAAGACUAUGGCGAGAUCGACGCCUCCGUUCAACUCCUCGAGGUGGCGGCGUCGAUCGACCCUACCAACGCUUCCUGCGCGCUCGGCCUUGUGCACGGCCACGAGAUUAGGGCGGACUACGCCAAGGCCUUAGCCUCAGCCAAAUCGUUCCUGGCACGAAAUCCCAACGGAGGCGUUGGCGCUAGGGGCGUCAGGAACAGCGCCGUUCUCAAAGUCUUGGAAGGCGUGUCCGCCUGCUCCUCCUCCUCGCUCUCCUCCCCGCCCCCGGUGUUCGAGGACCUCGGGAAGGUGGUGCACUGGACCACCCUGCCCGACGGAGGCUUGUCCUCCUCCCGGGCGCCACCAGCUGCAGGGUCCAGCGAUGAGGACAACAUCAGCUUCGCGUGGUGCGACGACGACGAUGCUACCGCCUCGACGCGGGCGACUGUGACAGCCGUCGAGGAUGAUGGGAUGGAGGUGGAGGUGGAGAGGGAGGGCGAGGGGGAACGGAGCGGGAGAGAGGUGUACAAGGGUCUGCUGCAGGCGGGCGGCGGGGGGAAGGAGAUGUACGCGCCAGAGCACUUGGACGUCCUCGCGCUCUACUUCGCGAUCGUCAAGAUCUUGUACCUGGAGGGGAAGUGGUCGUGCCUCCCUCAGCUGCUGGAGCUAGUGGAGCCGGCGCGGUUGCGCUCCCUCAUGCCUCUCCACAAGACCACCAUCAGGAACGAGCAGGCGUACUACUGCUGCAUCACGCAGCUGCUGGCAUCGUGGACCCGUCGCAGUUGCACCGCCUCCGGCGGCGUCGAGGAAGAGAAGAAAUCAGCCGAAGGCGACGGUAGCGACGACAAGGAGGCCGUCUACGUUUGCGGGGACUCGCACACGCUCACCCCGGCUUGGCACGAGGUCACGGUGGGCGGAAAGCGGCGGGUUCUGCGGCCGGCUCUGGUGACCGGGCUCAAGCACUGGCACCUGAGGCCCGAGAGCGACUUCUACCCCAAGAGGAACUUCGAGAGCGUGAUGGCCAAGGUUCCCAACGGUUCGGCGGUGGUUUUCAUCCUCGGAGAGAUCGACUGCCGCGAAGGAAUCCUUGUCGCCGUUGAGAAGCUCCGCUACAAGACCGCCGAGGAGGGCAUCGAGCACACGGUCGGCAUCUUUAUCAAGGUGGCCGAGGCCUUGUCGCGGGAGCGGGGGCUAAGGAUCUUCGUGCACCCUGUGAUUCCAGUGCUAGACGAGACCCGUGGCAUGGUCAAGACCUACAACCGCGUGUUCCGGCGCAUGGUGGACAAGUCCAAGCACCUCCACUGGCUCGACUUCUUCGAGCAGCUGCUGGACGACACAGGCAGCAGCCUUCGACCAAACUUCCGCCUGGACGGCACCCACCUCGCCGCAGGCUACGUGGGCCUCCUCGAAAAGGCACUGGCGGAUGCCUGGGUGGAGCGGCGGGGGGGACGCGGGAGCUGCGUGUGCGGGGUGGCGGUGGAAAGGGCUGCCGUCAGUGGACACGGGCGGGCCAACUAG
This is a messenger RNA of Ectocarpus siliculosus, 2628 nucleotides long. Lineage: Eukaryota; Phaeophyceae; Ectocarpales; Ectocarpaceae. The record is from the annotation of a GenBank genome assembly.